Molecule: messenger RNA, 4607 nt
Organism: Labrus bergylta (ballan wrasse)
Lineage: Eukaryota; Metazoa; Chordata; Actinopteri; Labriformes; Labridae
Gene: ptprz1b
Product: protein tyrosine phosphatase receptor type Z1b
Biological process (GO): peptidyl-tyrosine dephosphorylation
Molecular function (GO): protein binding; protein tyrosine phosphatase activity
Source: RefSeq, a predicted model, not a curated record
AGGGCAGUGGGCGGCGCGCGCGCUCAGCCAGUGCGCGUCGGUUUAUCAACCGUCCAACCAGCCAGCGUGCCAAAUCCAGCCGAAUCACGCCGAGCCGAGCCAAACCCGAUCCGAGCAUUUAGCGCUGCUGCCGCACACAGAGGCAGUGGAGGAGCAACGAUGAGCUGGUAGCGCAUCUUUUACGCACCCGACCCGCCGUUCGUUCCUACAAAUCCACAUAGCCCACUGCCGCUUUGCUUUUAAUUCUCACGCCGACACCAUGGAGACGGCGGUUCCCAGGACCGACGUUUUCAUCUCUCAGCUGCUCCUGUUCAGUCAAAUAGUGGUGGCAGCGGAGCCGCUGGUGCGAGGUCUGCGGAAGCUCCCCGAAGAUAUUGACUGGUCGUACUCAGGUGCACUAAACCAGCGCAACUGGGGGAAGAAGUACCCGUCCUGCAACAGCGGCAGACAGUCUCCCGUGGACAUCGACGAGACGUUCACCCAAGUCAGGCUGCAGUACCAGAAUCUACAGCUGGAAGGCUGGGACAAACUGACGGCAGAGUCCAGCACUAUUCACAACGACGGGAAGACCGUGGCCAUCAAUGUUGAAGGGGAGUUCUUCGUGAGCGGAGGAGGACUGAGCUCCAGGUUCCGCGUCAGUAGAAUCACCUUCCACUGGGGGCGCUGCAAUGCAACCUCAGAGGGGUCUGAACACAGCCUGAAUGGGAUGAAAUAUCCUCUAGAGAUGCAGAUCUACUCUUAUGAUCCAGAUGACUUCCAGAGCCUGGAUGAUGCUAUCAGGGAAGGAGGGAGGGUCGCUGCCCUGGCUGUGCUCUUUGAGGUCAGCCUGGAUGACAACGAGAACAUCACUCCUGUUGUAGAAGCCCUCAACACUGUCAGCAGGUUUGGUAAAAGCGGGUCGAUGGAAGGUUUCGCCCUGAGGUCCUUGCUGCCUAAUAACACCGAUAAAUAUUACAUCUACAACGGCUCCCUUACUGCACCUCCCUGCUCGGAAAUAGUGCAGUGGAUCGUCUUUAAAAACACUGUGGCCAUCUCUGAAACACAGCUCGAGGUGUUUUGUGAGGUGAUGACGAUGGAGCAGGCUGGAUAUGUGAUGCUGACAGACUAUCUGCAGAACAACUUCAGGGAGCAGCAGCAGCAGUUUAUGGGUCAGGUGUUCGCCUCAUACACCGGCGUGGAGGAAGUGCAAACACCCACCUGCAGCUCAGAACCAGAGAAUGUCCAGGCCGAUGCCCAGAAUGACACCACCAUUGUGGUUACGUGGGAGCGCCCUCGCUUUGUUUACGACACGACCAUCGACUGGUACACUGUCACCUACCAGAGGCUGCAGGGCAGAGAGCAGAACAGGCAGGAGUACAGGACAGACGGGGAUCAGGACGUGGGUGCCAUCAUCCCCAGCCUGCUGGCCAACAGCAGCUAUGUGGUUCAGGUCGUUGCUAUUUGCACCAACGGACUCAAAGGGCGAUGGAGCGACCAGAUCAUAGUGGACAUGCCGUUAGAAGACCCUGAAAGUGAGUCCGAUCCCGACGCUGUCACAAAAGACUUUGGAGGAAACAACAAGGAGGUCUCGUCUAAAGGCAAAUGGGAGAAGCCUGACAGCCAGAACCGCUUAAAUUUAUCUCCAGACGACAACAGCCCCGUGGAGGAAAUCCCCCUUGAGCAGACCAAAGUUUACCAGAACCAGCCCGGUGACAAAACCCAGGCGAACCUCCCGGUCCCCGUUGGCUCUCGUACGACCCCAAAGUUCCCGUCUGAGUCCGCCGUCCUGCAGAAAACUCGACCGAAACAGAAUGUGAAAAAGAAAACGGGCCCAAAGAAGAGCAAACCUGAGGAUGUGGAUCAGAACUGGAUCGAUGAGGACCAAAUGAUGACGACACAGCGGCCGUUCACUAACUCAGGUUUUGAUGGUAACGGUGCAAUAUGGGUAACUGAGGUCACUGAGCAGCCGGGCUUCCUGUUUCCAGUGGCACAGUCCAUCACACCGCCGACAAUCCGCCGACAAAUGACAGAAGAGGCCUCGCUGUCAGAGCCGCAGAAUCAGCCAACAGAUCAGGAUCCACCAGAACAAGGCGGUGAGAGCGGCCUCCCUUCUCCCCAGUCGGACCUCUCCACCAAUCCUGUUGAGGACAUCGAGGUCACAGACGUCUUCUAUGAAGACGCAGACAUCAACGCUCCUCCAGAAACCGCAACCUCUCCAGGUAAUGAUAUGGAUAGAGUCUCCUCCGAAGACAGCACUGAGCCUGUGAACAAGCCUCCACCGGAAACCAUCACUUCCUCUUCUUCUUCCAUCUGGAUCACAGUGAGGACGGCCACCGCCAGCAACACGCUCGCAGAGUCGGUCUACAAAACGUUCACCACCUCGUCUCUGCUCAAAGUGCUGAUGCACACGACGCAGCCCAUGUUUAACACAGGGAGCAGCAACAGCAGCCACGAGUCUCGGGUCGGACUGGUGGGAGGUGUGGAGAGAGAGAAGAGGACGGUCGUUCCUCUGGCUGUCGUCUCCACUCUCACCAUCCUCUGUCUGCUGGUACUGGUGGGCAUACUCAUCUACUGGAGAAACUGUUUCCAGGCAGCCAAUUUCUACCCUGACGACACUGCAUCACCUAAAGUCAUAUCUGUUCCGUCUACACCCCUGCUGCUGGCCACAGACGGUCACGAGCCGCUGACAGUGAAACAGUUUGUGAAACAUGUCAUGGAGCUGCACUCCACCAACACGUUCUCCAAGGAGUUUGAGAUUGUCAAAGAAUCCUACGAGGAGGUGCAGGCGUGCACGGUGGACAUGGGCAUCACUACCGACAGCUCCAAUCACCCUGACAAUAAAAGCAAGAACAGAUACAUCAACAUACUGGCCUAUGACCACAGUCGAGUCAAACUCUGCAACAGUUUGGACAGAGACGGGAAAUCUGGAGAUUACAUCAACGCCAACUUUGUGGAUGGUUAUGAGCGAACAAGGGCGUACAUCGCAGCUCAGGGGCCUCUCCGAGCGGGCAGGGAAGACUUCUGGAGGAUGAUCUGGCAGCAGAAUGUCGGAGUCAUCGUCAUGAUCACAAACCUCAAAGAGAAGGGACGGACGAAAUGUGAUCAGUACUGGCCCGAUGAGAACCAAGAGGAAUACGGUCAAUACCAGGUGACCCUGAAAAGCAGCAAGACCCUGGCUUACUACACGAUGCGGACGUUCACUGUCCGAGAUACCUCAAACAAGGCAUCUCAGAGGAGAGUUGAACACACGGUCCUCCAUUACCACUACACCCAGUGGCCAGACAUGGGCGUCCCAGAAUACACUCUGCCUGUCCUGUCCUUCAUCAGAGCAUCCUCCCAGGCGAGGACACAGGAGGUCGGGCCUGUUCUGGUACACUGCAGUGCCGGAGUAGGAAGAACAGGCACCUACAUCGUGAUAGACAGCAUGCUGCAGCAGAUCCAGGAUCAGGGUACUGUGAAUGUUCUUGGUUUUCUUAAACAUGUGAGAACACAGAGGAACUUCCUGGUUCAAACAGAGGAGCAGUACGUGUUCAUCCAUGAUGCUCUGGUGGAGGCCGUCUUGAGCCGGGACACCUCUGUGACGUCUGACCUCCUCCACACUUAUGUGUCAGACCUCCUGACCCCCGGGCCGUCAGGCAGGACCCGUAUGGACAGACAGUUUAAGUUGAUCAGUCAGCGGCAGGCGAAGCACGCAGACUACAGCACGGCUCUGAGAGACGGCAACGCGGAGAGGAACAGAGCCAGAGCGCUGAUGCCUGUGGAGAGAUCCAGAGUGUGUCUGACUGCUUCAGAAUCAAACGCCACGGGGUUCAUCAAUGCCUCCUACGUCAUGGGUCAUCAUCACAGUAAGGAGUUCAUCGUGAGCCAGACUCCCCUGAGCAGCACGGUGGCGGAUUUCUGGAGGAUGAUCUGGGAGCACAACACACACACUGUCGUCCGCCUGCCAGACGCACACUGCCAGAAUGCGGAGGCGGACGCUUGUGUUUACUGGCCCAGAAAAGACCAGCCAAUGAGCUUCGAGGGUUUCAUUGUGUCACACAGGGGGGAGGAGCUUGUGAGCCUGUCCAAUGACGAAAGACUUAUGGUGCAGGACUUUAGAGUGGAGUCUACACAGAGCGAGUAUGUGUUGGAGGUGCGACAAUACAGCGCCCCCUGCUGGCCGAACCCAGACAGUCCAAUCAGGAACAGUUUUGAUCUGGUCAACACCGUCAAAGAGCACAGCAGACAUUCAGACAGACCCUCAGUUGUUCAUGAUCCCUUGGGAGGUGCUAUAUCGGGGCUGUUCUGUGCCCUCACCACCCUGUCCAGUCAGCUUGAGGAGGACGGAGCUGUGGAUGUCUACCAGGUGGCGCGGAUGACCAACCUGAUGAGGCCCGGGGUUUUUAACGAUGUCGAGCAGUACCAGUACCUGUACCGAGCCGUGCUGAGUCUGGUGAGCAGCCAGGAGGACCAGCGAGCCCUGCAGAAUCCAGAGACCAACGGAUCCGUUCCUCUGGGACAGACAAACAUCGCUGAGAGCCUGGAGUCCCUCAUGUAGACACACAAACAUGUUCCAGCUGGUUUCUUACCAGCACACACACACAAACGCACACACACACACACACACACACACACACACACACACACAC